Ascochyta rabiei is the source of this 741-nucleotide messenger RNA. RefSeq lists its product as uncharacterized. Bases 1 to 741 code for a protein of 246 amino acids. The record is from RefSeq and is a predicted model, not a curated record. Lineage: Eukaryota; Fungi; Ascomycota; Dothideomycetes; Pleosporales; Didymellaceae. The transcript has a single exon.
AUGUCGCAACCAGACUACCUCUCCUAUUUCCCACAAACACCCAAGGAUGACCGCAGAAGGACCUGGCCAGCUAGGCCCCCUAUAACUGAAAGCAAAAGUUCGAUAGCGAUGCGCGAGGUUAUUGCGCCAUGGGCAGAGAUGCCCGCCACACCACCCAGCUGCCGCACCGUGAGCUUCUCUCGCUGGUCGAGAUUCACGACUUCCGGCUGCAGUACACCGACCGGCGAGCUGAAGGCGUCGAAACUUUGCGCAAACUACGGCACGAGUCCAGCGUACAAUCCUCCAGCCAAAGAAUGGACCUAUUUGGGUGCAGAACAGCCGCUGCGAUGCGGCAAGCCUGAAGCCCACAGGAGCAGGCAUCACCGACAGCAGAACUCACAGCAGAGCUCAGGCACAUGUCCAUCGCUAUCCUCGACAGCCAGCACGACGGUCAGCAGCAGCAGCCAAACAGAACCGAUGGACUUUCGGCGGCGAGACUUCAAGCGCGCAAGCACGAGCUCGCAGCUGACAGAGUCGUUCAAGCCGUCGUCUGCCAAGGGCGGUCAGGAACAGCCUCCUGGAAUGCUGGGCCUGAUAGCAAAGCUUGGUUUGGACGCAUUGGACUGCCAGGAGCUUCCUUCGGCGUUUGAUUCUGAGGAUGAAGACGAUAUCGAUAUGGAGGAUUUAAGGUCCGGCGCGUUGGUGGCUGGUUCCAAAGGUGGUCUCGGCCGCCCACAGCAGGGCGACAGGAUGAAACGGUGA